Molecule: messenger RNA, 890 nt
Organism: Pogoniulus pusillus (Red-fronted tinkerbird)
Lineage: Eukaryota; Metazoa; Chordata; Aves; Piciformes; Lybiidae
Gene: AVPI1
Product: arginine vasopressin induced 1
Exons: 2
Coding region: 409-768 (119 amino acids)
Biological process (GO): positive regulation of MAPK cascade
Source: RefSeq, a predicted model, not a curated record
GGGCGCGCGGUGCGGAGCAGCGCCGGGAUCCGCACGCGGCGGCACGGAGCAGGCACGGAGCAGCCCCGGGCCGCGGCGGUCACCCGGCAGCCCCGCGCCGGCCUGGUGCCGCCAGGUCUGUGUGAGGGGCCGUCGGCGGAGGGAAAGUGGGUCACAGUUGGGACCGCCGUUACAGUCACCGGCUGGGCGUGACCGGACCUGCGUGCACCAGCCUGAGGCGGGCGCCUCCCGCAUUCCCGGGCGGCCCCGCCCGCGCGGCUGGCCUCCUGCCCGCGUCCCGUCCCGCCUUCUCCCUACGGCCGCAGCGCGCCCUUCCUCAGCCGCUCACCCUUCCUCGCCGGACAUCCGCGCCGGAUCCCGGGACAGCCGGGCUGGGCGGCGGGAGCCGAGCCUGGGACUGUCACUCUGAUGCCGGCAGUGGCCGAGACAAUGGGCACGCCGGCCUCUGUGGUAAGCGACCUUUCGGGGCGAGCGGUCACCGCAAGUCGCGGUCGCAAGCGGGCCUCGGCCAACAUCUUCCAGGGUGUCGGACUGCCGGAGCUGCGGAACCUGUUCCGGAACGGCGGGGCCGAACAGCCUGAAGAGCGCGCCCGCCUCGUCUGGCGGUAUGCGGGCCAGCGGCGCAUGGCGCGGGUGCUGCGGCGGCUUCGGCGGUGGCCAGCCCAGACCGGAGGCGGGAUAGCGGCCCUGCGGCACUUCGGCCGCCUGAGGAUCGCGGAGGAGCUGGAGGGCAGACGCAAGGCAGAGGGGCCCUCGGGGUCCAUGUAGCUGCGCUGAGGCCGGGCCCUGGAGAAAAAGAGCUGCUGACAGUGGGUGCCAGGACAGCCGGGCUCUCCGAGGACACUAAGCAUGCUGGACAGGGUGCAGUGGUUAAUAAAAGAUGAACAGAG